This is a messenger RNA of Vanessa atalanta (red admiral), 691 nucleotides long. RefSeq lists its product as uncharacterized. NCBI's taxonomy places the organism in Eukaryota, Metazoa, Arthropoda, Insecta, Lepidoptera, Nymphalidae. The coding region runs from base 29 to 691 and encodes 220 amino acids. The transcript has a single exon. The record is from RefSeq and is a predicted model, not a curated record.
UAUUUUGAUCACAAGUGAAUUAACCUCAAUGGAGUCGAUUAAAGAUAUAUUGGCCUCAAUGGCUGAACAAUUCAAUACGACGAUGAAGGACUUCCAGCAAGAUCUCCAAAAAACUAAUUCUCCAGUCACUCCCUCUUCUCUCGCUACGGAAUUUGCCGCUUUUAAAACCUUCGUCGCCACGGCUUUGAAUUCUCUCCAACGUCAGGUGGAAUUAUUUACAUGUGAGUUUGACCGACUUGAAAUGCGUUCCCGAAGGAAGAUGUUGCUGUUCCACGGCGUGCCUGAAGAGAGGUCGGAAGACACCUCGGCGCGGGUGACUAACCUUGUCGCUGAACAUCUUGAUAUCGACCAGUUUUCUACAACCUGCAUCAAAAGAUCCUAUCGACUGGGUCGUACAACAGAGACAAAACCUCGUCCUAUUGUGGUUAAGUUUUCGGAUGUGUCUGUGCGAAGUAAGGUCUGGUUCGCAAAAACAAAGUUCAAGGGUACCGGUGUUACGCUGUCCGAGUUCUUGACCAAAGCCCGACAUGACUUAUUUUUAGCGACGAGACGGCAUUUUGGAGUGGACAAGUGCUGGACGCGUGAUGCAGUUAUACACGUUAUUGCUCCGGACGGAUCGCGACAUAAAAUCGAAAGAAUGAUGGAUUUCGAGAAGAUUGUCGCUUUAUCAAACUCAAAAUCUGCCGUGUAA